AUGGGGUCGCCGGAGAACGGCCCCGACGAGCCCCUGACGCUGGCGGGGCGCCUGUUCCUCCAGAAGGAGAUGAGCCAGGUGAUCUACUGCGUCGACGGCGUGAAGCACCCCCUCGACAUCGACGCCCUCAAGUCGCCUGAUGGUGCGGACUCCGCGGGCCGAGAGCACUGGAGGAGGACCCCUGUGGACACCGACAGCCACGUCGUCGUGGUCCACGGCCCCGUCGCCGACAGCCUUUCCGACGAGGAGGCGGUCAACGAGUACCUCGCUGACCUGUCCACCGACUCGCCGGGGCUCCUGGGUGACGACAAGCCCCUGUGGGACGUCCACCUUCUGAUGGCCCGCGGAUGCCUGGUGCUCCGGAUCCACCACGCACUCGGCGACGGGAUCUCGCUGAUGUCGAUGUUCCUGGUGUCAUGCUGGCGGGUGGACGACCCCGAGGCGCUGCCGACGAUCGGUCCUCCGUCGUCGGCUAAGAGAAGGAGGGGCGGCGGCGGCGAGUGGUGGAAGGCGGUAGAGAGGGUGGGUGGUGUGGUUCACGUUGGUCUUCGCAGUGGAGUUCGUGCUGCGGAGCAUGUGGGCGAGCGACCGGAAGACGCCGGUGAGCGGCGGCGAAGGGGUGGAACUCUGGCCGAGGAAGUUGGCCACGGCAAGGUUUCGGUUGGAGGACAUGAAAGCGGUCAAACCAUUAAUGAUGUUCUCUUCGAGAUCAUAUCGGUCGGCUUGUUCAAAUACUUGGACCACCGAUCUCCCAACCCUGUGCGGGAAAGGAUUCCAAUAAUCGGAGUGGCAAUGGUUAAUCUGCGAGAACAACAGGGAUUGCAGUUGAUUGAAUUGAACUGUGGUGCUGGUAUUAAUCGGGAACUAUCCAAUUCGAUGAAAGGCAACCCGGGACUGCGGUGGGGCAACAAGUUUGGGAUUCUUCUCCUCCCCGUUCACUAUCACAGAAGCUCUGGUGAUCCUCUCGAAUACCUGAGAAAAGCUAAGUCAAUGAUAGACCGGAAGAAGAAGUCCUUGGAGGCUCACUUCUCCUACAGAAUCGGGGAUAUCGUCAUGACUUAUCUAGGAGCACGUAUCGUGAGCCUGCUCAACUACAGGAUUGUCUGCAGCACCACGUUCACCAUCUCGAAUGUGCUCGUCCCACACAAGGAGAUCGCGGUCGUGGGCAACCCCAUCACGUACAUCACGUACAUAAGGGCGAACUCCUCGAGUUUACCUCACGCAAUCACAAUGCACAUGGUGAGCUAUGUGGGGAGAGCGGACAUGCAGAUUCUGGUGGCUGAGGACAUCAUCCUUGACCCUAACUUUUUGGCCAAGUGCUUUGAGUGUUAGAAUAUAAUACGCGGAAACGACAUAAUUUUGCAAUUUAUUUCAAUGCAAAAUCAUCAAAGAAGUAAAUGAGAAAUAAUAAGGAUAUCAGAAAUUUACGUGGUUCGAUUCGAAUAUCAGUACCUACAUUCACGGAGAG
This is a messenger RNA of Eucalyptus grandis, 1468 nucleotides long. RefSeq names its product O-acyltransferase WSD1-like. NCBI's taxonomy places the organism in Eukaryota, Viridiplantae, Streptophyta, Magnoliopsida, Myrtales, Myrtaceae. Gene Ontology annotation, biological process: triglyceride biosynthetic process. Gene Ontology annotation, molecular function: long-chain-alcohol O-fatty-acyltransferase activity; diacylglycerol O-acyltransferase activity. Gene Ontology annotation, cellular component: plasma membrane. The transcript has 7 exons. The record is from RefSeq and is a predicted model, not a curated record. The coding region runs from base 1 to 1332 and encodes 443 amino acids.